Suillus bovinus is the source of this 501-nucleotide messenger RNA. RefSeq lists its product as uncharacterized. The record is from RefSeq and is a predicted model, not a curated record. Bases 1 to 501 code for a protein of 166 amino acids. The transcript is spliced from 3 exons. Lineage: Eukaryota; Fungi; Basidiomycota; Agaricomycetes; Boletales; Suillaceae.
AUGGAGACGGGUAGGCCGAGGGAAUGUAUUCUCGAGGGACACGGAUGGGCCGAGGGUAAAAAGUAUAGACAUUGGUAUAUAGAUAUACUACUAUAUGGGACAUUAUAUGUAAUGAAUACGGGAUGGGCUGAGGCCAGUUACCGGAGAGGAAUGGGCCAGGUGCAGAGGAGGAAACAGAUGGGCCGGGUAUACAGGUUGUCCGGACGGAUGUGUGUACCCACCUCAUACGGAUGGGCCGAGGCCGAUUACUGGAGAGGAAUGGGUCAGGUGCACCCGAGGGAAACAGAUGGGCUGGAGGAAUGUGUACCCAGGGUGAAUGGGUGGGCCAAGGGCAUAAAGUGGUUUGGCCGGACAGAUGUGUACCUACCUUACACGGAUGGGCCAAGGCUGGUUUCCAGAGAGCAAUGGGCCAGAUGCAUAUAUGAGGAAACAGAUGGGCCAGGGCAAACAGAUGGGCCAGAUAUAUGUAUGUACUCGCCUUACACGGAUGGGCUGAGGUAA